AUGAAUCUGUUGAAGUGCGCUUUUGGAGUUACUUCUGGGAAGUUCCUCGGUUUUAUUGUUCGACAUCGAGGUAUCGAAAUUGAUCAAGCUAAGGUGGAUGCUAUCUUGAAAAUGCCCGAGCCUAAUGAUAUUCAUGAAUUAAAAAGCUUGCAGGGUAAGUUGGCAUAUCUUAGAAGAUUUAUUUCGAAUCUGGCUGGAAGAUGCCAACCAUUUAGUCACCUCAUGAAGAAAGGGGUUCCUUUUGAAUGGGACCAAGCUUGCAGAAAUGCUUUCGAAAGCAUUAAGUCUUAUCUGAUGAAAUCUCCAGUACUGGCAGCCCCCAUACCUGGAAAGCCAUUAAUAUUAUACAUUUCAGCACAGGAAAGGUCAGUAGGAGCACUUCUCGCUCAAGGAAACAAUGAAGGCAAAGAAAAUGCGCUUUAUUACUUGAGUAGGAUGAUGACGCCAAAUGAGCUCAAGUAUUCGCCUAUUGAGAAGUUAUGUUUGGCACUUGCCUUCUCUAUUCAAAAGCUGAAGCAUUACUUCCAAGCUUGCGUUGUGCGACUCAUCUCAAGAGCAAACCCUGUCAAGUUUGUCAUGUCUAAACCAGUCCUAAGUGAUCGAUUUGCGAGGUGGUACCUCCAGUUUCAACAAUUUGAAAUUGUGUAUGUUCCUAAAAAGGCAGUAAAAGGACAAGCAUUAGUAGACUUCCUAGCUGACCAUCCGAUUCCAGAUGAUUGGGAGUUGUCUGAUGAAUUGCCUGAUGAAGAUGCAAUGGUCAUAGAAAUUCAACCUCCUUGGAAGAUGUAUUUUGAUAGCGCUGCACAUCGUGAAGGAGCUGGCGCUGGAAUAGUGUUUAUCACUUCUCAAGGAGAAGUUUUGCCCUAUUCUUUCACUCUGACACAACGGUGCUCCAAUAAUGUUGCUGAAUAUCAAGCGCUCAUACUUGGGCUUGAAAUGGCUGUGGAUAUCAAACAAUUGCAAUUACAAGUUUUUGGAGAUUCCAAGUUAGUGAUCAAUCAGAUUUUGGGUAGCUAUGAGGUCAAGAAGCCAGAGUUGGUGCCAUAUCACAAAUAUGCUCAAAGAUUGGUAAGUUGGCUUGGAGAGGUAACUAUUCAACACGUGCCGAGAAAGGAAAAUAAGAGAGCUGAUGCAUUAGCAGCCUUAGCUUCUACAUUAUCUUUGCCUGAUCAGACACAAGUCGCUGUUUGCCAAAGAUGUGUAGUUCCUCCACCAAAUGACUAUGAGGAAGAAGAAAGCGAAGUUGAGCAUAUUGCUUCCGUUCUUGAGGUUGAAAUUGAAGACUGGCGACAACCACUAAUCGAUUAUCUUUGUUACGGUAUAUUGCCGGAAAAUCCUCGAAGGAAAACGGAAAUCCGAAGGAGAGCCCCUCAUUUUCUUUAUUACAAGAAUACACUCUACAAACGAUCAUUUGAUGGAGUGCUCCUACGUUGUUUGGGGACUGAUGAAUCCCUUCAAGCCUUGCAAGAAGCACACUUUGGAGUAUGUGGUGCGCAUCAAUCUGGGCCAAAAAUUCAUUUCCACAUAAAAAGAAUGGGUUAUUAUUGGCCAACCAUGGUGAAAGAUUGUUUAGAUUACGCUCGGAGGUGUAAAGCUUGCCAAUUCCAUGCUAACUUCAUACAUCAACCACCUGAAGUAUUAUACCCAACUUUUGCCUCUUGGCCGUUUGAUGCUUGGGAUUUAGAUGUUGUUGGUCCAUUGCCGAAGUCUUCUGGUGGACAUCAAUAUAUUUUGGCCGCAACUGAUUACUUUUCGAAGUGGGCAGAAGCUGUUUCUCUUAAGGAAGUAAAGAAGGAAAAUGUAGCUAACUUCAUCCGAGUAAAUAUUAUCUAUCGAUUUGGCAUUCCGCGAUAUAUAUUGAAUGGUAAGCCAUUAGAUAACAAGUUGAUGAAUAAAAUAUGUGAUCUUUUUGGCUUCAAGCAGCGCAAUUCCUCCAUGUAUUAUGUUGCUGCCAAUGGACUUGCUGAAGCAUUUAACAAGACACUCUUCCUUCCACUUGAGCGUCAAAUCCCAUCGUUGCGGCUUGCCAUUCAAGAAGGACUCACUGAUGAAGAAAAUGUUCGGUUACGCCUUGAAGAAUUGGAAGCUCCUGAUGAAAAGAGGCUAGAAGCUCAACAAAGCCUUGAAUGUUAUCAAGCUCGCCUGUCUCGAUCAUUUAACAAAAGGGUACGCCUUAGAUCUUUCCAAGUGGGUGACCAAGUUCUUGUGGUCAAAAGGCCUAUUAUUACCUCUUGUCGAUCUGAGGGCAAAUUCUCUACUAAGUGGGAUGGACCAUAUAUCGUACAAGAGGUAUACUCAAGUGGCGCUUACAAGAUAGUUGACUCAGAAAGUUUGCGGAUUGGCCCUAUCAAUGGGAAAUUCAUGAAGAGAUACUAUCCUUGA
This is a messenger RNA of Nicotiana attenuata, 2382 nucleotides long. RefSeq lists its product as uncharacterized. Gene Ontology annotation, biological process: DNA integration. Lineage: Eukaryota; Viridiplantae; Streptophyta; Magnoliopsida; Solanales; Solanaceae. The record is from RefSeq and is a predicted model, not a curated record. Bases 1 to 2382 code for a protein of 793 amino acids. The transcript has 2 exons. Gene Ontology annotation, molecular function: RNA-DNA hybrid ribonuclease activity; nucleic acid binding.